AUGCCUCUGUCAACUAUACACUCGGCGCCAGCUUGGGACUCAUUCACACCUUUAGUUGAACACCAAACGCAAACACCAAGCACAUUCUACGAUGCUCGACCUAUAUUACAUGCUCACGCUAAAGGUGCGCGCGCAAUUGCUUACGGCGAAUACGUAAAAGAGUUACCAUUUUUUGCAGAUGGUCCGGCGCAAAGUACAGAGGCGCCUGCAGUGGAGACUGUUGAUGCCUACAUAUCCACUGAAAAUGUCACCAUAUUCAACAAUACUACUUCAGCCGGACUCGCGAUUCCUUAUACUUCCAUAUCUCUGCAUGCUAUUCAACGUCUGCCUGAUCCAACUGAUGCUUCAAAAGGAGAGGUGACUGGUUUAUUUAUGCAGUUAGAGACACCUCCUCCAGCUGGAGAAGAUAUACCAUCAAUCAUCGAAUUAGUUCUCAUUCCCGCCGAAUCUGCUUCUACACAAACAAUAUACGAAGCUUUAUCGAACUGCUCAAAUCUUGUACCUGACGAAGAAGAUGAAGACAUGGAAGGAGGAGGUGCAGAAAUUCAAUUCGAAGGUAACAUUGGAUAUGAAGGUAUCAGUGGACUUCCGGGAGUACAACAAGGAGUUACGGAUGGUGGAUUGCCACCUCCAUUUCCUGGUAGUGGGGGCUGGAUUACUGCGGAGAAUGUGUCGCAAUAUUUUGAUGAAGCGGGUAAUUGGAUUGGGGGUGAAGAGUCUGUCGAAGCUCUAGGUGAUGGCGCUGGAAGAGUAAGAGGACAUGAUGAGGUUGACGGGGAGGCGGAAACAAAUGGUCAUAAUGAAGGAGAUGAGGCAAGUAAACGCCCAAGGACCGAUUAA
Molecule: messenger RNA, 840 nt
Organism: Sclerotinia borealis F-4128
Lineage: Eukaryota; Fungi; Ascomycota; Leotiomycetes; Helotiales; Sclerotiniaceae
Source: the annotation of a GenBank genome assembly